This is a messenger RNA of Parnassius mnemosyne (clouded apollo), 1314 nucleotides long. The record is from the annotation of a GenBank genome assembly. NCBI's taxonomy places the organism in Eukaryota, Metazoa, Arthropoda, Insecta, Lepidoptera, Papilionidae.
AUGUCUUUCCUUCAUAAUCAUUCUUGCGAGUGCGUUAAGUCAGAAUUGGAUUUGUUUGCACUACCGUCUACACAAACUAGCAUUGAAAAUGGAUUGUGGAUUCAUUAUAAACCAAUUUCAUCUCUUGGUGAUGAUGGACCUAUCGAGUUUCAAGUUCCUGGGACCGGCGAUGACUACAUAGAUUUGUCUCAUACAUUACUCCACAUAAAGGCAAAAGUAUUAAAUCAAGAUUCAACUAACUUGGUAUCUACUACAAUAGUAGCACCUGUAAAUAAUUGGCUGCAUUCACUUUUUAGUCAACUUGAUGUUUAUUUAAACCAAAAACUUGUAUCACCACCUAAUAAUACCUAUGCAUAUCGAGCAUACAUGGAAACCCUUUUAAACUAUGCCCCUGCUGCUAAACAAUCUCAUCUUACUUGUAGCCUUUGGUAUGAGGAUACAGCAGGAAAAAUGGAUUCUACAGAUGGUGAAAACAUAGGAUUUGUUAAAAGACAGGAAUUGAUUAGUGAAAGUAAGGAAAUAGAAAUGAUUGGUCAUCUUCACGGUGACAUUUUUAACCAAGAUAAAUUUUUAAUUAAUGGUGUUGAAAUGAGUGUUAAAUUGGUUCGAUCAAGAGAGAGUUUUAAUUUAAUUGUUGGGUCGAACGAUGUAAAGUUUAAAGUUUGCAUUACGGACGCAACUCUUAUUGUGCGACGAGCACGAAUUAAUCCAAGUGUAUUACUCGCACAUCAAAAAGUUUUAGCUUCUACCACUGCUAAAUAUCCUAUUACUCGAGCUGAAGUAAAAGUUUUAACAAUUCCUUCAGGUGUUCAAGGAAAAACUCUUGAUAAUAUAUUUUUAGGACAGGUACCGAAAAGAUGUAUAAUUGGAUUUGUGAACAAUUCUGCAUUUAAUGGUUCCCUUACUAAAAAUCCAUUUAACUUUGAAAACUAUGGUAUUAAUUCUUUCAGCUUAUAUAUUGAUGGUCAACAAAUACCUUCAAAAGCUUUGCAACCAUCUUUUAAUAAUAGCAUAUUUACAUCAGCAUAUCAUACUCUAUUCUCGGGAACUGGUAUUCACUUUCUUAAUGAAGGAAAUGGAAUCUCUUGUGAACAGUAUGGCAAAGGUUACUGUCUAUUAGCAUUUGACUUAACUCCUGAUUUAUCAGCUAACUCAUCAACUCAUUGGAAUCUCAUAAAGCAUGGUAGUGUAAGAAUAGAAGUACGAUUUGAAUCCUCAUUAAUACAAACAAUUAACUGUAUAGUUUAUGCUGACUUUGAUAAUAUUAUUGAGAUAGAUAAAAACAGAAAUGUUACUGUAGACUAUAGUAGUUAA